Messenger RNA from Brienomyrus brachyistius, 3313 nucleotides. Its product is annotated as F-box only protein 42-like. Gene Ontology annotation, molecular function: protein binding. Bases 477 to 2603 code for a protein of 708 amino acids. The record is from RefSeq and is a predicted model, not a curated record. Lineage: Eukaryota; Metazoa; Chordata; Actinopteri; Osteoglossiformes; Mormyridae. The transcript is spliced from 10 exons.
CCCAAACAUUUUCCUCGCUUCGUCCCUCUGUACGUGCGCGCUCCCGUGGCCGACCCGGAAUGGUGAUGUUGCCGACGAGGAAGAUGGCGUCCGUGUGGAUACUAAUGAGCGCUUGCUAGCACUGAGAAAGUGAUUCUAGGUGAAAUACGGCAAGAUGGGUAAAUGUUAUUAAAUGCGGACAUAACAGUUUGAGGCCAGGGGAAAAUUACGGGAAAGUGGGUGGUUCGCGUAAUUGCAGUUAUUUACACCCGCCCUAUCUCAUUUCCUAGACAUACAGUGAGAUCUAGCUAGCAACUUAGCUUUCCUAUCUUGUCUAAACUGCCCAGCCGCUUCAAUUAUUGGGAUUCGGGGUGGUGCCGGGGCCAGAGAACCGACAUAUACGAAGUUCCUUGGUUCGGUGCCAAAGGUGGACGCCGUUGGCAAGUUGCGGGAGGCCGGGAGAGCAGAGAAGAGCUCUGGGAGAUAGGCGAGCCAGCAUGUCCCGUGUUUCGGACAGUGAAGAUGAAGGCUUGGUUGCUAUGGACACAGAGGAGGUUGGGGUAGAAUUAGGGCGGGUCACUGCAGAGAAGCGAGAGACGAAGCCCAAUAACAGAAAAAAGGAGGGAGUAUGUGAGAGGACGAUGGGACAGCUACCAGAAGAGGUGCUGGAGUAUAUCCUGUCCUUCCUCUCUCCAUAUCAGGAGCACAAGACUGCUGCUCUUGUGUGUAAACAGUGGUAUCGCCUGAUUAAAGGUGUGGCGCAUCAGUGUUACCAUGGUUUCUUGAGAGCUGUGCAGGAGGGUAACAUUCAGUGGGAAAGCCGAACGUAUCCCUACCCCGGCACCCCCAUAACGCAACGAUUCUCACAUAGUGCGUGUUAUUACGACCUAAACCAGUCGAUGUAUGUGUUUGGGGGCUGUACCCAGAGCAGCUGCAACGCAGCUUUCAAUGAUCUUUGGAGGCUCGACCUUAACAGCAAGGAGUGGAUCCGCCCUUUGGCCUCAGGUUCUUACCCUUCACCAAAGGCAGGAGCGACUCUGGUUGUAUUCCGUGACAUUCUGGUUCUUUUUGGGGGUUGGACUCGCCCCAGUCCAUAUCCCCUACACCAGCCAGAGAGGUUUUUUGAUGAGAUCCAUACCUAUUCCCCAUCCAAGAACUGGUGGAAUUGUAUAGUGACGACCCAUGGACCACCACCAAUGGCUGGCCAUUCAACCUCUGUAAUUGGUAGCAGAAUGGUGGUGUUUGGUGGCUCUCUUGGAGCACGGCAGAUGAGCAAUGAUGUUUGGGUUCUUGAUUUAGAGCACUGGUCUUGGUCCAAACCAUCUAUUUCUGGCCCUACACCCCACCCUCGAGGAGGGCAGUCACAGAUUGUGAUUGAUGACAAGACGCUCUUAAUAUUGGGGGGCUGCGGAGGUCCCAAUGCUCUGUUGAAGGAUGCCUGGCUGCUGCAUAUGGGUGCCCCCCCAUGGUCCUGGCAGCAGCUGCGGGUGGAGAACGAAGAGUUCGGUGCCCCAGAACUGUGGUGCCAUCCCGCCUGCAGGGUGGGUCAGUGUGUGGUGGUCUUCUCCCAAGCUCCGUCUGGUCGUGCCCCUCUCAGUCCCAGCCUGAACUCUCGCCCCUCCCCUAUUAGUGCUACACCUCCAGCCUUGAUCCCUGAGCCACCCUCUUUGCGCUCUCAGUCCCCUGUACGAGGUGGGGCCACAGGCGUGGUCCUAGGUGCUCCUGAAGAGGCCCCCUGUGUGAAUGGUCGCUGGGGAACACUGAGGCCCCGCCCAUCACCCAGACCCGGUGCCCGGGAGGGAAGUCCUUCAUCUUCCCAGCAGCAGUCGCCUUCACAGGGCCCUGAUAGCCCUCCUUUACCACCACUGCCACCCUUGCUUAAUGGGUCCUCCCCUUCCCCCCGCACAAGCCCCGCCCAGGCUACCUCCCCCCCCUCCCGUCCACACGCCCCAGGUGCUUCUGAGCAGGGCUGGGAUUCCCCUACCUCGUUUAUUACUGCCUCACCCUCUGCUGUGGAUCAUGCGAGCUCCAAUGGCCUCUGCACCCCGCCUGGCUCACCCCAAACCCCUACAGGGGCAGUGUCUCCUGGGGCACUUCGUCGAGGACUGGAAGCAGUCAAAGCACUCUCUGCAUCACUGUCAUCAUCAUCAUCAUCAUCAUCAUCAUCUUCAACCUCGCAGUCCCACGUUGGAGGAGGAGGAGCUGGUGGAGGGACAUCUGGCCCUUCGUCAUCCUCGUCUAGCCCACCAAAUCUUGGCCAGGCUGCUGGAGUAGACGGACACUCCAUCCCUCCAAUUGCACGCCGUCUUGGUCACCACCCACCCCAAAGCCUAAAUGUGGGUAAGCCCCUCUAUCAGUCCCUCAACUGCAAACCCAUGCAGAUGUAUGUGCUGGAUGUGUCCCGGGCCAAGGAGAGCUGCAUCGUUUCCUGGAAAGUGUUUGGGAGUGGAGCUGGAAGUGCCGGGCCAGUGGGAGCUGUGGUGGGCCCACCGGAGACCAGCCUCCACACUGUGGUCCAAGGCAGAGGCGAGUUAAUCAUCUUUGGGGGCCUCAUGGACAAGAAGCAGAAUGUGAAGUACUACCCCAAAACCAACGCCUUGUACUUUGUACGCGCCAAAAGAUAAUGAGCUAGAGCAGAGGUAGCGCCAGCAAAGGAGACCUCGCUGAACUGUACAGAGCUAUACCUGCAGUGUGGUUGUGGUCUUUUAAGAUGGAUAUCGGGGAUAAGGAUAAAACAUGGAUGCUUUUCCAGCUCAGCCUUCCCCUGCCUUCAGCCUUCUAUAGGUCGUGUUUAGGCUUUUAUUCAAUAAAAACUGCAGAGCUGUCAGCGCAGUAGAAAUCACUCAUGGCUCUAAGAUUGUAGUUAUAACAAAGAGAAAUGGUUCCCUCCAGCAUCUCCACAACUGGGAAGAAUGAAUGACAGAGGGGGCCCGAGCAUGUCCGUCCUCAUCCCUAUCUCUCUUGAAGAGAGGAACAGAGUUGCUUAUCUCCUCUAUCGUGGAACACAAGCAAAGGUUCUUUGUUUGAAGCAGUGGUGGGAAAAUUACUUCCGCAGUUUUUUUUUUUUAUUAUUAUUUUUUUUUUUAACUUUCCAACUUUCAAAGUGCUUUGUUUACAAGUGUGUGUGUGUGUGUGUGUGUGUGUAUAUGUAACAGGAAGAGGCUUUUAGGAUCAGUAUUUGGAUCCAUGCUUAGGGAUUUUUGGCCUCUUUAAAAUAAAGCAUAAUGAAAGAUGAGUGACUGAUGAAUCUUUUACUGUCCGCAAGCUGUUUAUGUAAAACUAAACUGGAUGAAUGUGUCCUUAAAAUAAAAUGGAGAAUUUGAGCUUGAAGUGA